This is a messenger RNA of Hyaloscypha bicolor E, 2157 nucleotides long. RefSeq lists its product as uncharacterized. The coding region runs from base 288 to 1952 and encodes 554 amino acids. Gene Ontology annotation, molecular function: zinc ion binding; DNA-binding transcription activator activity, RNA polymerase II-specific. The transcript is spliced from 3 exons. NCBI's taxonomy places the organism in Eukaryota, Fungi, Ascomycota, Leotiomycetes, Helotiales, Hyaloscyphaceae. Gene Ontology annotation, biological process: regulation of transcription by RNA polymerase II. The record is from RefSeq and is a predicted model, not a curated record.
GAAAUUCGAAAGAGCUGCCGGUUCAAAGCUGGACAAAAUCUUCCUUGUUAGGAACUCGUCUUUCUCCACGUUGUCGUUAGGCCUCCUCACCAAAUAUGACAGCCUGGAAAAAAACCACCAGCUGCCAAGGCUGACUGGCCCAAUGAGGAUGCAGCGACUCAGCCUCCAAGCCAACACCGCCAGUUCGAGGGGCGGGCGAGUAUUUCAACUGUUGGUUAUCUGCAUUCGGACUCCAGCAAAAGACAGCAAACCCAGUCCUACAUUGAGGUAUAAGAGCUGUAUCGCGAAUGCGAUGUCCCAAGCAAAAACCAAAGGUCAUCAAGAUGGUGACCACUCAACUCCCAAAUCAACGCUGCAUCAAGAAACCGAGAAGGUCUCAUCACAAGUCCAGAAAUGGAUGCUUCGAAUGCAAGCGGCGAAGAGUCAAGUGUGAUGAAUUGAGACCGUCGUGUACUCGAUGUACUGUGCUCCUGGACAAAUGCAUCUACCCGCCAGAACUACAGUCUACUACAAGCGGUCAGAGGGAUGAAUUGUCCCUACCGAGCUCGCCACGCAUCCUUUCUCCAUCCCCCAAUGCUUUACCAUACUCGGAACGAUCGCUAUCCUUCCAGGCAUCAAUGUACGCAACUGCACCAUGUGUUGAUGUAAACCCCUGCUCCACCGUUGCGAAGGGUCCUGAUGGCCCAACUGAUACCGAUCUGUUUAACCACUAUCUACAACAUACGAGCCGUACCUUGACUCUUUGCCAAAGAGAUCGAAGCGCAUUGCAGAUCGAAAUGCCAAAGCUAGCAUUGCAGAGCAGAACCGUCUUUCAUUCCAUUCUUGCGGUCUCCGCAGCCUGCCUAUGCCACGACAUGAUCUCAAAAGAGCCCGCUCCCGACACAAGUGCAGUCAAUCAAGUCCUAAUGACUGGCUAUCAACACUACAAUCUCGCGAGCGAACGGGUGAGAGAGUUGAUUUCAUCACCACGUUCUUUGAAGGCGGAACCGCUUUUGGCGAGUGCUGUGUUCCUGGUGCCGUUCGCCACUGCAAGUCAGCAGAUAAACCAUUGGAUCUCGAGCAGAAGUGAGGCAAAAGACUUAUCGGAGCCCACACUGCUCUCAACGACUCCAAGGGAUGCCAUAAUCAUCAUGCGAGCAAUACGAACGACGCUUCAAACUCUGCAUUGCGGCAGCUCAAGCCCAACCCUCGAACUAUCUCGAGAGAUGGAGCUGGUAACCGACAGUCCGUCCGCGGAAAUCACUAUCCCGCCAGCAGCUCUGGCCCCAUCACGCACUCAUGUCAUGGUUCCAAUACUCGCUGCCACCGUUCAAAGCGCUUUCGCUAAGCUUCAGCAAUGCCUCGACUCUGCUCUGCCCAAUCACAGCGAUGACCCCGAAGGGUUAUUGUCGGCCUGCGGCACCGCUUUCGAAAUCUUAAAGUAUAUCAGUAGCAAGACCUUCUCCGCAUCCAACGUAGCCUCCGCCUCAUCGCUCAGCAACCAGGUUGGAGAGCCUUUCGAGCCCGUACCAGUGCCACUACCGCAAGUAGCACUCUGGCUUCGCUCGUUUGCAAGAAGAGCCACGGAUCCACUGCCGACGGAACCACUGACAAGUCUCCUCCUCAGUUUCCUUGUUCAGGCUCCCCAGGCAUACCUCGACCUUGUUCUUCCCCUCCUCGAUCAAAGGCUCGAAAGCCCAAUUGGCGCUACAUCAGACGACAUUACCACAAAAUUAACCAGAGAGCAAGCUCUUGCGCUAGAUAUCUAUGCCCAUUGGUCCGUAUUGAUGUUCUUGGUGGAGGUGGACUCACGGUGGAUUGGCGACCUGCCAGUUGUGACGCUCGCCGGAAUGGUGAAUAGGUAUAGCGACGAUUUUGUGACCAAACUAUGGCCAAGAACAACUUCUAGGCAGGAGCCGUGGUGGCCGGGAAGUAUGCUGACCAUUUUCCGAGAAAUCAGGCGGCAUCGGUAAAUUAGGAUAGCGACUUUAGUAUUAUGGUUUAUGUAGGAAAAUGUAAAACGACCCCCUCCCCCGGGGGGUCGAUUGGGGCAGCGGUGUUGACGACUUGUAAUUGGCUACCUGAGCUCUUUAAAAAUCUUAAGUUAGAUUUUUAAUAAAAGUAUAGGCUAGUGUAUUACCGGUAUAACCCUUGUAUUAUAAUCACAUGCUUCCUAAC